AUGCCCUCGGGCCCCGCGAGAGCGGAGGAGGUGAGCAAGUUCUGGGAGCAGGUGGACCUUCCGCUCGAGCCCGGGAUCAUCCUCCUGGACAUCGCGUUCGAGGAGGGCGACCCGAACCACGGCUUCCUCCUCGGCACGAGGCAGACCAUCUUAGAGACGUUCGACGGCGGUAAAACCUGGGACUUCAAGGCCAUCACCGCGGCGUUCGACGAGGACGUCAACUACCGCUUCAACUCGAUCACGUUCAAGGGCAAAGAGGGCUGGAUCGUCGGAAAGCCCGCGAUCCUGCUGCACACGAUCGACGGCGGCGCCAACUGGGAGCGCAUCGGCCUCUCCCCGCGCCUCCCCGGCGCGCCCGUCCUCAUCACCGCGGUCAGCGACAACGGCGUCGCGGAGCUCGUGACGGACGAGGGCGCCAUCUACCUCACCACGGACACCGCGAGGAACUGGAAGGCGGCGGUGGAGGAGACCAUCUCCGCCACGCUCAACCGCACCGUGUCCUCGGGCGUGCAGGGCGCGUCCUACUACACCGGCACGCUGUCCACGAUCGCGCGUAACCCCGACGGGGAGUACCUCGGGCUGUCUUCGCGAGGGAACUUUUACAUGACGUGGACGCCGGGGCAGGCGUACUGGCAGCCGCACAACCGCUCGAGCGGACGACGGGUGCAGUCGAUGGGGUGGAGGCCGGACGGGGGGAUCUGGGAGCUCACCCGCGGCGGCGGGAUCUACUUCUCGAACACCGCGUCCUUGCCUGAGGAGGACGACGACUUUUCCGAAGGUCGCAUCGGAAGCCGGGGGUUUGGUCUGUUGGACCUGUCGUACACCCCGGACGGGAAGCAGUUUUGGAUCGUCGGAGGGUCGGGGAGCGUGUUCGUGUCGAACGACGCGGGGAAAAGCUGGAAGCGCGAUCGCGGGACGGACAACGUCGCCGCGAACUUGUACCGCGUGCGGUUUCAAUCGAAUAAGCAAGGGUUCGUCCUCGGGAACGACGGCAUUCUCCUCAGGUUCACCGGCGCCAAGUGA
Molecule: messenger RNA, 1023 nt
Organism: Micromonas pusilla CCMP1545
Lineage: Eukaryota; Viridiplantae; Chlorophyta; Mamiellophyceae; Mamiellales; Mamiellaceae
Exons: 1
Coding region: 1-1023 (340 amino acids)
Molecular function (GO): protein binding
Source: RefSeq, a predicted model, not a curated record